Molecule: messenger RNA, 3713 nt
Organism: Melozone crissalis (California towhee)
Lineage: Eukaryota; Metazoa; Chordata; Aves; Passeriformes; Passerellidae
Gene: FZR1
Product: fizzy and cell division cycle 20 related 1
Exons: 14
Coding region: 151-1632 (493 amino acids)
Biological process (GO): positive regulation of anaphase-promoting complex-dependent catabolic process; anaphase-promoting complex-dependent catabolic process; positive regulation of ubiquitin protein ligase activity
Cellular component (GO): anaphase-promoting complex
Molecular function (GO): ubiquitin ligase activator activity; anaphase-promoting complex binding; protein binding
Source: RefSeq, a predicted model, not a curated record
CGGCGGGGCCGGCGGGUGCUGACGGAGGAGGCGGAGCUGGGCCGGGCCGGGCCGGCUGGUGGCACCGGCACCGGAGCAGCACACUAGUUACUGCUUGGACUUCACAAAGAGAAAUUCCUGAGCCGGCUGAUCCCUGCAGCCAUUCCCACCAUGGAUCAGGACUAUGAGAGACGUCUCCUACGCCAAAUCAACAUACAGAACGAGAACACAAUGCCUUGUGUAGCAGAGAUAAGAAGAACCUUGACACCUUCCAAUUCUCCAAUGUCUUCUCCUAGUAAGCAUGGUGACAGAUUCAUUCCCUCAAGAGCUGGGGCCAACUGGAGCAUCAACUUCCACAGAAUAAAUGAAAAUGAAAAAUCACCAAGCCAAAACAGGAAAGCAAAGGAUGCUACAUCAGACACUGGCAAAGAUGGCCUUGCCUACUCUGCCUUGCUGAAGAAUGAACUCUUGGGAGCAGGGAUUGAGAAGGUGCAGGACCCCCAGACAGAGGACAGGAGGCUGCAGCCAUCCACCCCAGAGAAGAAAUCUCUCUUCACUUACUCGCUCAGCACAAAACGCUCCAGCCCGGAUGAUGGCAACGAGGUCUCACCCUAUUCCCUGUCUCCUGUCAGCAACAAAAGUCAGAAGCUGCUAAGAUCACCUCGAAAACCAACUCGGAAAAUCUCCAAGAUUCCUUUCAAAGUGCUGGAUGCCCCAGAGCUGCAGGACGACUUCUACCUGAACCUGGUGGACUGGUCCUCUCUUAACGUCCUCAGCGUUGGCCUUGGGACUUGUGUUUACCUGUGGAGUGCUUGUACGAGUCAGGUGACGCGGCUGUGCGACCUCUCUGUGGAAGGCGAUUCCGUGACCUCCGUGGGCUGGUCAGAGCGGGGAAACUUGGUGGCCGUUGGCACUCACAAGGGCUUUGUACAGAUCUGGGAUGCAGCUGCAGGAAAGAAGCUCUCCAUGCUGGAGGGACACACAGCCAGAGUUGGAGCCCUGGCGUGGAACGCGGACCAGCUGUCGUCCGGGAGCCGGGACAGGAUGAUCCUGCAGCGCGACAUCCGCACGCCGCCCCUGCAGUCGGAGCGCCGGCUCCAGGGACACAGGCAGGAGGUCUGUGGGCUCAAAUGGUCCACGGACCACCAGCUCCUGGCCUCUGGAGGCAACGAUAAUAAGCUCCUUGUCUGGAAUCACUCCAGCCUGAGUCCUGUCCAGCAGUACACAGAGCACCUGGCAGCAGUCAAGGCCAUUGCCUGGUCUCCACACCAGCACGGGCUGCUGGCCUCAGGGGGGGGCACAGCCGACCGCUGCAUCCGCUUCUGGAACACGCUGACAGGGCAGCCCCUGCAGUGCAUCGACACCGGCUCCCAGGUGUGCAACCUGGCCUGGUCCAAACACGCCAACGAGCUGGUGAGCACCCACGGAUACUCCCAGAACCAGAUCCUCGUCUGGAAAUACCCCUCACUAACUCAAGUAGCAAAGCUCACAGGGCACUCUUACCGAGUCCUGUACCUGGCAAUGUCCCCUGAUGGGGAGGCCAUUGUCACAGGAGCUGGAGACGAAACCUUACGCUUCUGGAACGUCUUCAGUAAAACUCGCUCGACAAAGGAGUCUGUAUCUGUGCUCAACCUCUUCACCAGGAUACGAUAAACGCCCUCCCUGUGCCCCGGGAACCUACAGCCUGACAUUCCAGGAUCAGACCACUCCCUCGGCGUGCAUGGACCUCCGGAGCCCAGCCAAGGGGAGGGAGAGCUGUGGGACUGCAGGAGGACCCAGCUCAUUAAAUAUGUGCUUGUGACCCACAGGGCUGGGCAGUAUUUGGGAUGGGGUGGGGAGGGGAGGGAACUGCCAAAGGUUUUUGGAUUCAUCCUUCAUUAAGGGAAACGGGUACACGGGCAAUGUUAACCCUGCGUCCUCCGGCCAUCGGGAUGGUGCUGGGCAGGACUCGUGUGACAUGGACCAUUGAGACUGGACCGAGGCCAUUCCCCCUGCCAUGGUGUGCCUCCUGCGAGAGAGGAGCCUGUCCUUGCUGCUGUGGGAAGGGGUUUGACGUGCUGCUCUGUGUCCCAGAGUGCCGUCCCUGGAGGCAGGAGCCAGCCAGGCUGCUGCGGUACAGCUGGUGCGAGGGGCACAGCUCCAGGCUGGGCAUCUAAGGGCUUUGUUCAUAGCCUGGCAUCCCUAUUCCAGGAAGAAACUGGAGAACUGCCUAUUUUCCUUUUUUUUUUCAUUUUUCCCCCAGACAGGUACUGUAGUACUUGACAUGAUCAUUCCAUAAGACAGCUUGAUUUUUUUGGGCAUGCUUGACAGCUGCCUCUGAACAAAUACACCUUGGGGCUCUAGACUUUGGAGGAGACUUGAAAAAGCUUCACCUCUAAGGGAGCAGAUUCGGGAAGUUCUGCAGUUGCUGUUUCAUCUUCUGGGCUGAUCCUGGGAGUUACCAGAGAGCAGAAGCAAGGACUUUAUAAAAAAAGAAACCCACUCAACCACCUGUGCAUGUGGAGCUUCCUUUGGUGCUGUUGUGUGGAUGCCUUGCUCUGGAGUCUCCAUGAGGCCAAAAGCAGUUGGGAUGUGUUUGAGAAAAAAAAUAAAUCCUAAAGAUAUGAUUUUUGGGGUGAGCCGGGCCUCUUCUGGCUGGAAGAGAGUUCUCCUGAAGCAGGGCUGCAGCAUUGCUUUUUUGUUAUCUCCAAGUCCCACACAGGGCCCUGCUGUUGAGUUUUGGUGUGUGGUUUGGGGUUUUUAGGUUGCGUGGGACGAGAGUUCUGGCUGGUGUUGGAGCCCAUGGGAUGUAUGACAAAUGCUCUCUGUGUGCGUGUGUGUGUGGUGCUUUUAAUUUAAGAGAAGCUAUCAGGCUGCACAGCCUGUUCCAUCUGACCUGUGCCUGUGCCUGCCCAGGCCCUGCCUGCCUCCUGCCCUCUCCCAGCGUUGCUUCCUGUUCCCAUGUGCAAUUCCCUGGCUGUGUAUAUAGACUUGUCUUCUCCCUGUAGAUUGCAUAAGUAAUGCUUUCCCUUGCUUUUUUUUCCUUUGUUGUUUUGUCUGCUCUCCCUUCUUUCCCUAAAACCAGGUGGUAGGAAUAUGAUUGUCUGUCCCCAGUCCCACCAGUAUCCUUAGGGUGAGCCAAGGUGUGAGAAGGCCAGUACAGCCUGGACCACGUGUGCCACCACGGCCGUGCCCGUGUCACGCACACUGGGAGUCACUGGUGAGGAGCUGGUGCUGGGAUCAGCCCCCUGGCAGCUCUGAGGCCCACAGGCCCCUUUGUCAUCUCACAGUCUCACUUGCCACCAAAACGAAAUUACCAUGGAGUUUCUGAAACACUGUUUGACUGCAACUGCUUUAGUGUAGCUCUGGCCAUGGGAUGUGAAGCAUGGUUUGAAGUCACCCCCGGGCCUGUCUUGUGUUGUUCGUUCCACUUGUGGGCACUGUUCCACGUCACCGUGGGUUGGGAGCACCCCAAAGCACCCAGGAGGUGUUAAAUUAAGUUGGAUCAUUCAAGUGAGGAAUUGGUUUGAAGUAAAGGGUCACCUGCAGGAAGAGAUGUGUUGUGGGUGUCAUCACCUGGGGAAAGGGCCGUUCAGGGGGGCUGGGGAGGCUGGUGGCUGUGCUGUGGGUUUUCCUGUUGUGGAUGGCCUCCUGCUAAAUAGCACUGUGCAGACCCCCAGGACACACUGCUUUCUCCUCUGGGAGGGUGGAGGUGCUUGGGCUGGGGGUGCACAGGAGGGUUCAGCCUGUUCUAG